UACCACAGCACUAAUAUAUUAUCAACAUUUAUUUAUUUUGAUUACAAAAUGAAUUUGCGCAAAAUUAACGCUGUGACAAGACUACCCGGCCUACGGACAUGUUUUCCUUAUUCAAGUGCUGCCAACGCAGAGCUGCCCGCCUCCAUGAUCAACAACGAACCGGAGGAAACGUACCCUAAUGCUGUGGACCGCUCCGGCCUGCUCCCGCAGCACAAAAAUGUGCUCCUUAACACUUUGCCGUAUGAUGAACCGCACUCAUGGAUUCACUUGACGGAGAAAUACCAGCGACAGGCUUACGGACGCUAUGGGGCCAAGAGUAAAGUAAAUCCCAAAAUCUGCUUCGAUUCAGCCAAAGACCCAAGAGAGCAAGUUAUGCAACUAGACACACUUUUGAAAAUGCUUGAAAAGAACCGGGCACAGAAGGCGGAAGAACAGCAGAAGAUCCAAAACCGCGAAGAUGACAUUGCCAAGAAGAUGGAGAAGCUGCAGCAGUGGAAGGCUGACUUGCAUGCGAAGAUCGCCAAACGAGAGGCCGAUGCUGCGGCGGCGAUAGCACGUAAGGAGCGUCUGGUUGAAGAGGUUCGCCGGCAUUUCGGUUUCAAAGUGGACACCCGGGACGAGCGGUUUAAGGAAAUGCUUGAACAAAAAGAGAAGGAGGAUAAGAAGAAACAAAAAGAAGCCAAGCGAAAGGCCAAGGAGGAGAAGAUGAUGGCGAAAUUGGUGGAGAAGACUUCUUCAUAAUGUUAACAUAGUCACUAACCAAACUGUUGUCUGUUAUAGGAGCCACAAAAUAAACGGAAAUAAGUUUCAUGUUUCCAGU
Messenger RNA from Drosophila bipectinata, 820 nucleotides. RefSeq names its product growth arrest and DNA damage-inducible proteins-interacting protein CRIF (gene CRIF). NCBI's taxonomy places the organism in Eukaryota, Metazoa, Arthropoda, Insecta, Diptera, Drosophilidae. The record is from RefSeq and is a predicted model, not a curated record. Gene Ontology annotation, cellular component: mitochondrion; nucleus.